ACGAUAUUACUUGGUUAUUUUAAUAAAACUAUAGAUUUCAAGUUUUCCCUCAGAUAUUCCCCUAUGACAUGAAUGUGCUCUGGUACAUGUCGUGCUGAAUAAAAACAUCACAAAAAGUUGUACUAGUAAAGUUCAGAUGGAGGCUUACGUUGUUCUGCGAGAGGAGGAGUAUCCCACUCUUCUAGAGGAACUAAAAAAGCAAUUACCAGCAUCACUAAUGGUGUACUAUCCACUGAUGUUAUCCCAAGAAAAUCUUCUUCCAAAGUUUAAAACAAUCUGUGUUGACAAAUGGCCGGAGUUUACUUGUGUCUUAGAAGUGGAAAACCUGGCUGAUGACGUGUCCCCACACAGAGUGAAUGCCUACUGUAGGAGGGAGGAAUGUAGUGUUAACCUAUAUAGCAUGAUCUGUCAGCUCCUUCAGAAAACACCAUCGGAUAUUCUCAUUUACGGUGGACCAAGAAGGAUGAAGGAGAUAAUUUCUAAGUCAAACGAUUCAAACAGCUCUAGGAUAUCGGCUUCAGGGUGCUGUGGAUCCAAGAGUGUUCGGGGAACUGUGCCCACAGAUUUGCUAAUUCACAAUGCCUACAGAGUAUCCAAAGAUACCUUAAAGAAAAGUGAAGUCCCUGUACAUUUUUCUGUUACAACAAUUAAGAAAGAACACAUGGAUUUAAUCCUAAGUAAAUGGCCGCAAUCAAAAAUUUUCAGUGAUGCAAAGGAAUUCUUCACACAUACAGCCACCUCUUUGGAAUCCGUGUGCAUCCUCAACGAAUCAGGAGAACCAGUGGCCUGGGGCUUUGAACAACAUUACGGAGCGAUUGGGAUGAUUUACGUUUUAAAGGAGUAUCGGAGGAAGAAACUUGGAAGUGCCGUAGUUUCAAUUCUGUCGGAGAAAAUUUUAAGGAAACAUGACUUUGUUUAUGCAGCUAUUGAGACAGAAAACACAGAGUCUAUUUUAUUGCACAAGAAGCUUGGCUACGAGAAAUGUGACAUAUAUCCUGAAUGUAUCUUUAACUGGUUUUUUUAUGAGAAGGAAAAGAAAGGAACAACUAAAUGUUGUCAGUAAAAGUACGUAUAUACAAGCCAUAAUUAUACAUCUCAGCUAAAGAAGUUAAUAAAUUUACUUAUGAAAAACAUUUUUAAGUUUAAAAAAAUA
Messenger RNA from Saccostrea cuccullata (small rock oyster), 1153 nucleotides. RefSeq names its product putative glycine N-acyltransferase-like protein 1B. The coding region runs from base 137 to 1063 and encodes 308 amino acids. Gene Ontology annotation, cellular component: mitochondrion. The record is from RefSeq and is a predicted model, not a curated record. Gene Ontology annotation, molecular function: glycine N-acyltransferase activity. The transcript is spliced from 7 exons. NCBI's taxonomy places the organism in Eukaryota, Metazoa, Mollusca, Bivalvia, Ostreida, Ostreidae.